GUGAUGUUUUGCCAGUAGUGUUAGUUCCUUUUAGUCUAUUCUGGAGAACGGUCUUCCAAUACGUGAUUAGUGAGUUCAGUCCGAUGGUGGAUAGUAUUUAUAUCAGUAGUUUAUCCCAAUAAAAAGAUUCAAAAUGGUACAUUCAAAGCAAGAUCUUAUAGAUCCGGAAACCGGACUUGUGAUGUACGAGAGCUGCAUCAAUUCUGGAACUCACGGCGAAGUUUAUCAGAAACAGCUGGCUCAAAUUCUUUUGCUAAGGCUGACACGAGCAGCGAAGGAGUUCGACUUGGCUUACGAGCUGACAACCGCGGAUAAGUUUGACGAUGUUGUGCUGUACGAUAGGACAGCCAAGCAAUGGACUUUUCUGCAGGUCAAACAUGCCGACGGCAAAGAUUCAAAGAUAGAUCUCAACGGCUUGCUCCCAAUAACGAAUCGGGAGAAAGGAGAUUUCAGUUUGUACAAAUAUUUCACUUCCUACAUGAUAAUUCGAAACAGGUUCAAAGGCAGAACAAACUUCGUGCUGUUCACUAAUAAGAAACUAGAUGAGAAGUUAAAGACUGUUGAAGAUUGUUUGGCGAUUAAUGAUCGAGAUGUAGAUGAACAUCUUCGCUUUACAUCUAAAGGAGCAACCCACAAAGUACUUACACCGACUGAAUCUAUAAUUGAAUCAAUCAUGGAAUACGCAAACAAAGAUUUAUAUUCUCUGAAGGACGCUAUCAAGCAACUUUUCACUGAUGGAAUCAUAACAAACGUACUUCAAAAAUACAAUGCCUUUUUGAAUGAUAUUUUGAAUCAGUCGAGAAACUAUCAAAUAAGAUUCAAAGAAAGCUUCAACGACUCAUUGAUUUUCAUGGCUAAAGUGUACAAAGUGCUUCAACCAGAGCUACACAGUUUGAAACCUAUUGAUAAACCACUAGAACUCAACAUAAGAGAAAAAGAAUAUGAAUCUCUUAAAUGCCUGACAGUGGAAGAUCAUGAUUUCGACCACCUAAUUAAAGACAUUAUAAAUCUUUUUCAUAGCGGAAUUGUGACGAAUCAUUUAAAAAAGUAUGAAAAUUUGCUGGCUUUGAUUCUAACAACAACGGCCAAUGGCCAGCUAAAAAUAAAAGACACAUUCAAUAGUGGUAUAGUAUGUAAAGCUGAACUGUAUAAGAUGUUGAAGGCUGAAUUGAGUGAUCUAAAUAAGAAGAUUAAAACAAAACAGAAACUUUUCGAUCUAAAGGAUUCACGGCGAAAAUACCAUUCAGUAUUAUUUUAUGCGGAGGCAUCUGAUGUGAGAGAAUUCUUUGCGCUACUCACUUUAUCUGUGCACCAACCGGAAGAAUUGGAGUCAUUCAUCGUCGAGGAGUUGCGCUCAUGGAUGAGAAUGUGGAUUCGGCCUGACGUUUUUGGUAAGCUAUCCGAAGACGAUGAUAAAAAUGCUGUGAAAUAUUUGGAUGAUCAUUUUGAAUCCACGCUGAAACGCGAACAUGGUAAUUCCAAACCAUAUUUGAACCAACAUUAUGUAUUACAGUAUUGCAACAAGUUACGGUCGAAAAUUGUAGAAUUGUAUCCCGAACUGAAUGAUACUAAUCAUUUGUAUAUUAACAGGAUUCUUAUAUUUGAACAGGAGAACCAUGACGCAGUCGAACAUGUAAAAGAUGCUAAAUUUAAUGGAAACAGAAAAUCUUUGCUAUAUUCUAGUUCUGAUUCUUUGGGAAAUGAUCUUGAAAAGGAUGAUUUAACACAACUUCCUGAUAAAACAUUCGAGGAAAUGACCGAUACUCAGUUUGUAAUAAAUCUGAAUUCGAAGUUAGAAAAUUAUCAGUGUUUAGUGUUAACGGCGGACCCAGGGAUAGGUAAAACUGAACUUCUCCAAUAUGUUGCCCUUGAGCAUCAAAAAUGUAAAUCAGGAGCAGUUUUUUUGUUUUACUUGAACAGACUACAAGAUUAUGUUUCAAAAUAUAAACCAUCAUUGGAUGUUCUCAAAUCUGGAUUAUCUCAAAAGAAUGUUGAACUCAUUCAGAACGUUUUGAAGAAUGAGUCCAAUGAUCAUAUUACGAUACUAUUUGAUGGGUAUGAUGAAAUCCACGAGAAAAAUAGAAGCAGAAUAAACAAUUUGUUUAUAUUAUUAUUGAAAUCAACACAAAUUCAACUUAUUAUAAGUGUGAGAAACCAUGAGAAAAAAACAUUACAGAGCUUUUUCAAGAAGCACAAGAUACAUGCCUAUUACUUUUCUUUGGAGCCAUUCAACAAUGAAAAUAUUUUUGAAUACCUUGCAGAGUCUUGGAAAGAAAAUGCAAAAUGUUAUGUCAAUACCAAAUUUAAUUCGUAUUCCAAAUUCUUGGUUGAGACAUUUUAUGACUUUUGCAAAGUUCCUUUGAUGGUUAAAAUGAUGGCCGAAAUCUACAAACAACGUUUCCAACAAUUCAAAGAAACUAGUAUGAUCGAUAAAGGCGGUGAAAUAAGUUAUUUAGAGAGGGAGUUUUUAGAAGUCGAGCAUAUUUACGAAACUUUUAUAGAAAAAUGUCUACUAGUAAAGAUAGCGAACGCAUGCAAUGGCAUUGGACAGGUAGAUCCAAACAAACAAAUUUUUGAUGGCUUUUAUCUUGAUCAUCAACUGCUAGCAAUAGAAUUUCUUGAUAUUGGUGAGCUCAAAUUUAUCUUCAAAAACCCGAAAUACAAUCAAAAGCGGGACUGUUUCCAGAAACGUCAUCUGAACCGGUUUGAAAAAUCCAUUCUUGUUAAAUUUGUUGGCGAUAAAGUAUUUUUUUCACAUAAUUCUUACGCCGAGUAUUUUGUUGCAAAAUUUCUAUGGGAUCAUUUCAUUUUCUUGAAAAGCAUAAUUAAAAAUGUGUUGACUGUUUUCACGGGUAUAAGACAUUUCUUUAUAAAAAUAAUUGAAAAAAAUAACCAUUUUUUUGUAUCAGAAAUCACCCCAGUAACGUCAUUUGUUUCCAGAACAGUUGCUUUUUGGGCUUGUGAAACUAAUGCAGUAGAGUUAUUGAAAUAUGUGCGCUCAAAAAAAAUAAUUUUUAAACCAAAGAAGGCCAAAAUGCUUCACAUAGCCAUCAAAAACGGCAGUGACAAAAUAUGUUCCUACUUGAUCGAUGAUUGUAAAGUACAUCCAGAUUUUAAGUACGAUGGUGGUCUAGUUCCUUUGCAUUCGGCCAUUAUAUACGGAUAUAGAAGUUUAGUACAUUUACUGCUACAAAAAGGAGCUGACAUUCACAUUCAAAACACCGAGGGAUGGUCAGCUCUGCAUUAUGCAGUUCAUCACAAACAAAUAGCCAUUACCACAUUUUUGAUUGAUAAAGGAAUUGACGUGAACUGCCUAAACAAAAACAAAUGGAAUGCACUUCAUAUUUCCUGUAAUAAUGGUGAUGCUGAUUUGACGAAAAUGUUAAUCCAAAGAGGUGUAUUACUUGAUACACAGACAAACGAAGGCAAAACUCCUCUACAUUUGGCUGCAGCUGGAGGGCACACAAAAGUUGUUAAUAUUUUAACUGAAAAUUUGAUUAAAAAGUGUCCAUUGAACGAUAUGAUCAGCAAUGCAUAUGAAAUUGCUGCUCUUCAUGGUCACAAGUCUGUAAAGGAAAUGCUGAUCGAAAAAUUUCCCAAACUUGCUACAAGUACACAAGAUAAAGAUCAUCUGCUAAUCCACUGCGCCGCCCAAGAAGGAAUGAUUAAAAAAGUAAGAAAAUUGAUCGACGAUGGUGCCAAUGUUAAUGCAUUGAAUGUAAACGAACUUACAGCUCUUCAUCUAAGUUCAUCAGCAGGCCAUAGCCUUGUUGUUGAACUGUUGCUUAACAAUGGAGCAAACAUAAACAAUGCUGGAAUAAAUGGAUGGACACCACUCCACUUUGCGUGCCAAAAUGACCGCAAAGAGGUCGUGCUCACUUUGAUAAAAAAUGGUGCUAACAUAGAAUCACUGGAUAACGGUUACUCUACAGCUCUUCAUAUCAGUGCAUUACAAGGUCACUGCAACAUUGUGAAUGCACUGCUCAAGAAAGGUGCAAACGUGAACGUUGUUGGAAAGAAUGGUAUGACACCACUGUUUUCGGCAUGCCAGAAUGGUCACAAAGAUGUAGUGCAGACUUUGCUUAAAAAAGGCGCCAACAUUAACGCAUUGAGCCACAGCAAAUGGACAGCUCUUCACAAAAGCGCUUCAGAAGGCCACUGCGAUAUUGUUAAUCUACUACUUGAUAAAGGUGCAAAAGUUAACGCAACUGACAUGGGUGAAUGGACGCCACUCCAUUGGGCAUGCCAGAAUGGUCAUAAAGAAGUCGUAGAGGCAUUAAUCAAGAGAGGUGCUAACAUUGACGCACUGUCUAACAAUGAAUGGACAGCUCUUUAUGCUCUUCAUAGAUUUUCUUCCACAGGUCACUGUGAUAUUGUAGAUUUAUCACUUAAUGGAUAUGUAAACGUUAACGCGGUUAAAGCACAUGAAUGGACACCGCUUCAUUAUGCAUGUCGAAAUGGUCAUAAAGAAGUUGUGGAGACGUUAAUCAAAAAAGGUGCCAACAUUCACGCAUUGACUCGCACUAAAUGGACAGCACUUCAUGAAAGUGCAUCCAAAGGUUACUGCGACAUUGUGGGUCUGCUGCUUGAUAGAGGUUCAAACGUUAACGCUGUUGAAAUAGAUAAAUUUACACCGCUUCAUUGGGCAUGUCAGAAUGGCCAUAAAGAGGUUGUGAAAACAUUGCUUAGAAGGGGUGCCUACAUUGAUGCAUUGACUCAAAAUAAAUGGACAGCUCUUCAUAAGAGUGCUUCCAAUGGUCACUACGAUAUUGUAGACUUACUACUUGAUAAAGGUGCAAUAAUUAACGCUGUUGAAAUAGAAAAAUGCACACCGCUACAUUGGGCCUGUAAGAAUGGCCAUGAAGAGGUGGUGAAGACACUGUUCAGAAGGGGUGCCAGCAUUGGCGCAUUGACUCACAAUAAUUGGACAGCUCUCCAUAUGGGUGCCUCCCAAGGGCACUGCGGUGUUGUGGAUUUUUUGCUUGAUAAAGGUGCAAACAUCAACGCUUGCGAUAUGGACAAAUGGACACCGCUACACUGGGCGUGCAAGAAUGGUCAUGAAGAGGCUGUGAAGGUAUUGCUCAGAAGGGGUGCCAGCAUUGACGCAUUGACUCACAAUAAUUGGACAGCUCUCCAUUUAAGUGCCUCCGAAGGCCACUGCGGUAUUGUAGACUUAUUGCUUGAUAAAGGUGCAAACACUAACGCUGUCGAAAUAGAUAAAUGGACACCGCUUCAUUGGGCAUGUCAGUUUGGUCAUGGAGCGGUUGCCGAGAUAUUGCUCAGAAGGGGUGCCAACAUUAACGCAUUGACUCAUAAUAAUUGGACAGCUCUUCAUAAAAGUGCUUCCAAUGGUCAUUGCACAAUUGUAGAUUUACUGCUUGAUAAAGGUGCAAACGUCAACGCUGUUGAGAUGGACAAAUGGACACCGUUACAUUUGGCAAGUCAGAAUGGUCAUGACGAUGUUGUCAAAACAUUAAUCAGCAAAGGUGCCAACAUUAACGCGUUAACAAAUGAUAACUGGACAGCACUUCAUGCGAGUGCUUUUAUUGGUAACAGUGAUAUUGUCGAUUACCUGCUUGAUAAAGCUGCAAACGUCAACACUGUUGAAAGAGAUAAAUGGACACCGCUGCAUUGGUCAUGCAUGGAAGGCCACAACAAAGUAGUGAAUACCUUAAUCAGCAGAGGUGCCAACAUUAAUCAAUUGGCUAAAAAUAACUACUCAGCACUUCAUGUAAGUGCUUCGAAAGGUCACUGCGCGAUUGUCGAUUUGCUGCUUGACAAAGGUGCAGAUGUGAACGCUGUUGAAAUAGACAAAUUGACACCGCUUCAUUGGGCAUGUCGGAAUGGUUACCCAGAUGUUGUUGAGACUUUGAUCAGGCGAGGUGCCAACAUAGGUGCAUACACUUUCAACGAAUGGUCAGCUCUUCAUGUCAGUGCUGCAAGAGGUCACUGCGAUAUAGUAGGUAUUCUACUCGAUAAAGAUGCAAAUGUCAAUGCCUUAGACAUGCAUGGAUGGACACCGCUUCAUUUGGCGUGUCAAAAUGGUCACAAAGAUGUAGUGGAAAUUUUAGUGCGAAGAGGUGCCAACAUUGAUGCAUUGACUCAUAAUACAUGCACAAUUCUUAAUGCUAAUGCUUCCAAAGGGUAUCGCAAUAUUGAAGCUCCAGUGCCUAAUAAAAGUGUAAAUGUUAAAGUUCUAGAAAUAGAUCAAUGGGCACCGCUCCAUGUGGCAUGUAAGAAUGGCCACAAAGAUGUAGUGGAGAUUUUGACUAGAAGCGGAGCCAACAUCAAAGCAUUGACUCAAAAGAAAUGCACGCCUCUUCAUAUAAGUGCUUUCGAAGGCCAUCGCCAUAUUGUAGAUUUUCUACUUGAUAAAGGUGCCAACGUGAACGCUUUGGAAAUAGAUAAAUGGACACCUCUUCAUUUAGCGAGCCAAAAUGGUCACAAAGAUGUAGUGGAGACCUUAAUAAAAAAAGAUGCCAACAUUAACGAAGUGACACAAAAUGCAUGGACGGCUCUUCAUGUUAGUGCUUUCAAUGGUCACCGAGUUGUUGUGAGUUUACUCCUUGAUAAAGGUGCAAACGUAAACGCUGCUGAAUUAGACAAAUGGACACCGCUCCACAGGGCAUGUCAAAACGGCCACAAAUAUGUUGUGCAGACUUUAAUCAAAAGAGGUGCCAAUAUUGAUGCAUUGACACAAGAUAAAUGGACAGCUCUUCACGUAAGCUCAUAUGAAGGCUACUGCGAUAUUGUAAAUCUACUGCUCGAUAAAGGUGCAAAUGUUAACGCUGUUGAAACACUUGGAUCAACACCGCUUCAUUUGGCUAGCGAAAAAGGACAAAAAGAAGUUAUGGAGGAAUUAUUCAGAAGAGGCGCCAACAUUGGCGCAUUGAAUCUCAAUAAAUGGACAGCUCUUCACAUGAGUGCUUCCAGAGGUUACUGUGAUAUUGUAGAAUUUCUGCUAGAUAAUGGCGCAAACAUCAACGCCGUCGAAAUAAACCGUUGGACACCCCUACAUUGGGCAUGCCAGAAUGGUCAUAAAGAGGUUGCCGAGCUAUUACUAAGAAGAGGUGCCAACAUUGACGCAUUGACUCACAAUAAUUGGACAGCUCUCCAUAUGAGUGCGUCCAAAGGACACUACGUUCUUGUUGAUUUACUCAUUGAGAAAGGUGCAAACAUCAACGCAGCCGAGAAUGAUCAAUGGACACCUCUGCAUUGGGCAUGCCAGUAUGGUUAUGAAGAGGUUGCCGAGAUAUUGCUCAGAAGAGGUGCCAACAUUAACGCAUUGACUCACAAUAAUUGGACAGCUCUUCAUAUGAGUGCUUCCAAAGGUUACUGCGUUAUUGUAGAAUUACUUCUUGAUAAAGGUGCAAACGUUAACGCUGUUGAAAUAGAUAAAUACACACCGCUACACUGGGCGUGCAAGAAUGGCCAUGAAGAGAUUGCCGAGAUAUUGCUCAGCAGGGGUGCCGACAUUGAUGCAUUGACUCACAAUAAUUGGACAGCUCUCCAUAUGAGUGCUUCCAAUGGUCACUUCGUCAUUGUUGAUUUACUCAUUGACAAAGGUGCAAAUAUCAACGCUGUCGAAAUGGAUAAAUGGACGCCGUUGCAUUGGGCAUGUCAGUAUGGUCAUGAAGAGGUUGCCGAGAUAUUGCUCAGAAGAGGUGCCAACUUUAACGCAUUGACUCACAAUAAUUGGACAGCUCUUCAUAAAAGUGCUUCGAAAGGUCAUUGCGUUAUUGUAGAAUUACUUCUUGAUAAAGGUGCAAAUGCCAACGCUGUUGAGAUGGAUAAAUGGACACCGCUACAUGUGGCAAGUCAGAAUGGACAUGAAGACGUUGUCAAAGCAUUGAUAGGGAGAGGUGCCAACAUUAACGCGUUAACGAAUGAUAGCUGGACAGCACUUCAUGCGAGUGCUUUUAUUGGUAACCGUGUUGUUGUCAAUUUACUGCUUGAUAAAGCUGCAAACGUCAACGCUGUUGAAAUAGAUAAAUGGACACCGCUCCAUUGGUCAUGCAUGAAUGGCCACAAAAAAAUAGUAGAGACCUUAAUCAGCAGAGGUGCCGACAUUAAUCAAUUGGCUAAAAAUAACUACACAACUCUUCAUGUAAGUGCAUCGGGAGGUCACUACGCGAUUGUAGAUUUACUACUUGAUGGAGGCGCAAACGUUAACGCUGAGGAUACAGGCAAAUGGACACCGCUUCAUUGGGCAUGUCGGAACGGUCACCCAGGUGUUGUAGAGACUUUGAUCAGGCAAGGUGCCGACAUAAAUGCCUGGACCCAUAAUAAAUGGACAGCUCUUCAUGUAAGUGCUUCGAGAGGUCACUGUGAUAUAGUAGAUAUUCUGCUCGAUAAAAAUGCAAAUGUCAAUGCUUUAGAAAAGCAUGAAUGGACACCGCUUCAUUUGGCGUGUCAAAAUGGUAACAAAGAUGUAGUGGACAUUUUAGUGCGAAGAGGUGCCAACAUUGAUGCAUUGACUCACAAUACAUGUACAACUCCUAAUGCUAACGCUUCCAAAGAAUAUCGCAGUAUAGAAGCACCAGUACCUAAUAACGGUGUACAUAAAAACGCUCUAGCAAUAGAUCAAUGGACUCCGCUCCACGUGGCAUGUAAGAAUGGCCACAAAGAUGUAGUGGAGAUUUUGACUAGAAGCGGUGCCAACAUCAAAGCAUUGACUCAAAAGAAAUGUACAACUCUUCAUAUAAGUGCUUUCGAAGGCCAUCACCAUAUUGUAGAUUUUCUACUUGAUAAAGGUGCCAAUGUGAACGCUUUGGAAACAGAUAAAUGGACACCGCUUCAUUUGGCGAGCCAAAAUGGUCAAAAAGAUAUAGUGGAGACCUUAAUAAGAAGAGGUGCCAACAUUAACGCAGUGACACAAAAUGCAUGGACAGCUCUUCAUGUAAGUGCUUUCAACGGUCACCGAGUUGUUGUGAGUUUUCUUCUUGAUAAAGGUGCAAACGUAAACGCUGUUGAAUUGGACAAAUGGACUCCGCUCCACUGGGCAUGUCAAAACGGCCAUAAAUAUGUUGUGGAAACUUUGCUAAGAAGAGGUGCCAAUAUUGACGCAUUGACACAACAUAAAUGGACAGCCCUUCAUGUAAGCACAUAUAAAGGUUACUGCGAUAUUGUCAAUCUACUACUUGAUAAUGGUGCAAAUGUUGACGCUGUUGAAAAAGAUAAAUCAACACCGCUUCAUUUGGCAAGUGAAAAUGGGCAAAUAGAAGCUGUUGAUGUACUGAUUAAAAGAGGUGCCACCAUUGACGCAUUGACUGAUAAUAAAUGGACAGCUAUUCAUAAAAGUGCCUCCAAAGGAUACUCUGAUAUUGUAAAAUUACUGCUUGAUAAAGGUGCAAAUGUCAACGCUCUUGAUAUUGAUAAUUGGACAUCGCUUCAUUGGGCAUGUCAGAAUGGCCAUGAAGAGGUGGCCGAGAUACUGAUCGGAAAAGGUGUCAACAUCGACGCAUUAACCCACAAAAAUUGGACAGCCCUUCACAUGAGCGCCUACAAUGGUCACAGCGGUACUGUUAAUCUACUACUUGAUGAAGGUGCAAAUGUUAACGCUGUUGAGGCAAAUAAAUCAACGCCGCUUUAUUUCGCUUGCGAAAAUAGACAUAGAGAUGUUGCUGAGGCACUGAUCAGAAGAGGUGCCAACAUUGAAGCAUUGGCACAAAAUGCAUGGACAGCUCUUCAUAAAAGUGCCUCCAAAGGUUACUGCGAUAUUGUAGAUUUACUGCUUGAUAAUGGUGCAAACGUUGACGCAGUCGAAAGCGAUGAAAAAACUCCGCUUCAUUUGGCAAGCCAAAAUGGUCACAAAGAUGUUGUGAAUACUCUGAUUCGUAAAGGUGCCAACAUUGACGCAUUGACUCAAAACAAAUGUACAGCUCUUCAUAUUAGCGCCUCCAAAGGUCACUGCGGUAUUGUAGAGCUAUUGCUUGAUAAAGGUGUAAACGUUGACGCUGCCGAAAUCGAUGGAAGGACUCCGCUUCAUUUGGCUAGUCAGAAUGGUUACCAAAAUGUAGUGGAGACUUUGAUUGGAAGAGGUGCAAACAUUGACGCAUUAACAAAAAAUAAAUGGACAGCUCUUCAUGUAAGUGUUUCAGAACGUCACAAAGCUAUUGUUGAUUUACUGCUUGAUAAAGCCGCAAACAUAAACGCUGUCAAUGAAGACGAAAUAACGCCACUUUAUUUAGCAUGUCAAAAGAAUCUCAAAGAAAUUGUUAAAACCUUGAUUAGCAGAGGUGCCAACAUUGAAGCAUUGGCACAAAAUAAAUGGACAGCUCUUCAUGAAAGUGCUUCCAAAGGUUACUGCGAUAUUGUAGAUAUUCUGCUCGAUCAAGGUGCGAACGUUAACGGAGUUGACAUAAAUCAACAAACGCCGCUUCAUUUGGCAAGCCAGAAUGGUCACAAAGACGUCGUGGACACUUUAAUUCGAAAAAGUGCCAUGAUUGACGCAUUGACUCUAAAAAAAUGUACAGCUCUUCAUGUUAGCGCUUCCAAAGGCCACUGCGAUAUUGUAGAAUUACUGCUUGAUAAUGGUGCAAACGUAAACGCUGUUGAUAAUUAUAAAAAUACCCCACUCUAUCUAGCAAGCCAGAAUGGUCACAAGAAUGUUGUGCACACUUUAAUUAAAAGAUGUGCUAACAUUGGAGUAUUGUCUCAAAAAAACUGUACUGCUCUUCAUGUUAGUGCGUCCGAAGGUCACUGCGACAUUGUAAACUUACUGCUUGAUAAUGGUGCACACGUCAACGUUUUUGAUUCAAAUCAAUGGACGCCGCUUCAUUUGGCAUCUCAGAAUGGUCACAAAGAUGUUGUGGAAACUUUGAUUCGUAGAGGUGCCACCAUCACAUCUUUGAAUCAAGAUAAAUGGACAGCUCUUCAUGUAAGUGCUUCCAAUGGACACUGCAAUAUAGUAGAUUUACUACUUGAAAAAGGUGCAAACGUUAACGACAUAGCGACAGAUGAAUGGACACCGCUACAUUGUGCUUGUAAGAAUAACUACAAAGAUGUAGUGGAAAUAUUGAUUGAAAGGGGUGCCAACAUUACAGCAUUGACUCAGAAAAAAUGUUCAGCUCUACAUGUAAGUGCUUCCGAAGGUCACUGUGAUAUCGUAGAGUUCCUGCUUGAUGAAGGUGCACAAGUGAAUGCAGUUGAUAAUGACAAAACAACCCCACUAUAUUUAGCAUGCCAGAAUGGCCACAAAGACGUGGCGGAGGUUUUGAUUAGAAAAGGUGCCAACAUUAAAGCAGUGGGACGUAAAAAUUGGACAGCUCUUCAUGCAAGUGCAUUCGAAGGUCAUUGCUCUAUUGUAGAAUUAUUACUUGGUGAAGGUGCGAAAGUGAACGCUUUUGUAAAAGACAAAUCAACACCGCUACAUUUGGCAUGCCUAAAUGGUCACAAAAAGGUAGUGGAGACCUUGAUCGGAAGAGGUGCCAAUAUUGGCGCAUUGACUAAGGACAACCGUACAGCGCUCCAUGUCAGUGCUUCCGAAGGGCACAGCGAUAUUGUAGACUUACUGCUUGAGAAAGGUGCAAACGUAAACGCCUUUGAAAUUAAUAAAAUGACCCCGCUACACUUGGCAAGCCAGAAUGGUCAUAUCGAUGUAGUGGAGACUUUGAUUAGAAGACGUGCCAACAUUGACGCAUCGUCUCACAAUAAGUGGACAGUUCUUCAUAAAAGUGCAUCAAAGGGUUACCGCCUCAUUGCAGACCUGUUGCAUACUAGAAGUGUAAACGUAAACGCUGUUCGAAUAGACAAAUGGACACCGCUUCAUUUUGCGAGUCUGAAUGGUCACAAAAGGGUUGUAGAAAGUUUGACUACAGCGGGUGCCAACAUACAAGCAUUGACUAUGGAAAAAUGUACUGCUCUUCACUUAAGUGCUUCCGAAGGUCACUGUGAUGUUGUUAAGCUGCUGCUUGAUAAAGAUUUAGACGUAAACGCUGUUGGAUCAGGUAAAUGGACGCCGCUCCAUUGGGCGUGUCAGAAUGGUCACAGGGAGGUUGUAGAGAUAUUGAUUGGAAAAGGUGCGAACAUUAACGCCUUGACUAAGAAAAAAUACUCUGCUCUCCAUUUAAGUGAUUUUACCGGUCACCGGGAUAUUGUAGAUGUACUGCUGAAUGCAGGUGCCGUGUAUAGCACUGUUGAGAAUAAUGAGCACACGCCUCUUAGUUCAGCAAUGCAGCAGGAGAACUAAGAAGUGGAUUCAAGUUUAGUCUAGUCCUGUCUAGUGACAGUCUAGUCACGGUGUCAAAAUUUUGAUUAUUAUCGAACUUUCAUGAACCUCGGAUUUUUUUUUUCAUAGACUGUUAGAAUUUCGGCUAUAAUGUAUAAAUGCAAAAGAGUUAGCUGAGUUUAUGGCUAUUUUCCAUACUAAAAAUGAAUAAUUACUAUUGGGUUUCUUAUUAAUGUUUAGACUACUGUGAUAAUUUGAGAACCCACUGAAUCAUCAUUUCCAAGCGAAAUUUCACACUAAUCAAACUUAUUUUGUUUACCUGUUGUGCAUCCGACGCCCCUGUCAUGAACUCAACCGAACUUGUGUAUGCCAGCCGCUGCGAAGUCGUGUGCGAAAUUCGACUGUGAUGAUAAUGAAUUUCGGCCGAGUCUAAAUGGGUGCAAAUGUCGCAAUAUUUUAGCCCAAAAAACGUCCCAUACAAAAUGUAUGGAAAAAAAAUUUGAGCUCAUUAUGCGCGGGCAAUGAUUCCUUAUCACAGCUGAGCUAGAAGAUCAGGUUACAACCUCUUGUCUGAUUGCGUUUGAGAAAGUAGGUUUAUCACCACCAUUAUUGCAAAUGUCUAUAUUGUUCGAAGACAGAUACUCUAAUAGUGACUCACCUCGACUGUUAAUAUCCGUACUACCCGUGCGCAUUGGCGUCACAGCCAAUGAUAAACGAUUUGUUGUUUUCUUUACAGAAUUGGACAAAUGAUGCGAUCUCAGGAGGAGGUACCUCAGGAACAUCACCAGGAAAGUAAGCUGAAGCCACAGCGAUCUCAGUUUUACCCCUAGUGGUUGAUACCUCUACUAUGACCGCAACAAUGUCCUUUCUGAUAAACUCUGUAAUAGGAUAGCAUUCUAACGUUUUGCGUACUAAGACAGCGGUUCUGGGAGAAUCUUGUUGUUCAUCAUAAAAUAGUUUACUAUUUUGUGUCAGAACUCCAAGAAUCUUUCGUUUAUUGGACCAUGGCUCUUGAAUAAGCGCCACUUCCAGUCCUUCUUUUUUAAACCUUCGACUCAACACAGCAGGAGCACCUUUUGCGUGAUGAAGGUUAACCUGUACGAACUUAAUUCCUGUCAUGAAAAAUUGCAUUAACCCACUUUUAUUAGGCCUCGGAAUUGAGACGGAAGGAAAGUGGCCGAUUAUCCCGGAGACAAAUAGGGUCCACUGCGUCAUUGCUCCGUUUAACACAGUAAGGGCAAAAUACUGUGGAGAGUGCCCUGGUACUCCACAGGAUCCGUUCACGGUUAAGUUUUUAUUAGACCCCCCUUACCAUUCAUUCCUAGGUACGGUACGCUUGACACCAUGAAUUAGGGGUCGCUUGUUUGGUGGACUUUUACCACCGGAUCAGGCAAUCCGUAGUGAUAUUCUUAGCAAGUUGAGGGAACUGCUACCGCCAUUACACGUCUAUCUAGGCUGGUCGGGAAUAGAAAUUAAUAUCGAUGAUCAACUUCUUGGAGUCCGAACAGCCGACAUGAAUGGGGAAUAUUAGUUCUCAUAGUUUUGCUGGAUAUCCUUUUCGGGACGGAGAGCAAAAAAAAUUUCCAUACAAAUUGCUCAAUUUUGGCUCUCCAGAAUUCUCAGACUAUUUGACAAAUCAACACUUUUUCUUUGGCAUUUGUAAGAACUACUCUUUAACUAUCGAUUCCUAGUUUUGUCCACUUGGAUAAAUCAAAAAGUAAAAAUUUCCGACAGAUAAAACAUUUUCAUGUUUUACAAUUUUUGCUUACUUUUUGUUCAACUUGUUGUGGCAAAUCUCACACACAACAUGAAUAAAAGUUUGUUUGCACACAUGCAAGUAUAUGUAAUGGCUCAAUAUAUAAAACAAUUCAAACAUCAGGUAAAUCAAAGACUUAACAGUUGAAAAAAACACGCAAAACUGUUGUUGCUCAACUGCACAAUUGUGCUGGUUCGUCACGAAAGGGAUACAAGACCCUAAUACUUUUGUCGUGGUUUUCUUUCGAUGCCAGUUUUUACAUUAAGUUUAAGUGGUGUCGUGAAAUUCCUGCGUCGUUCAAACUGUGCUUGGAAUCCUCCAGAUAAAGAUGUUUUCUUGUCUUUAGUGAUAAUAAAUUCACAAUCUCAUUUCGUAGUGUUAUAUUUAAUUUUUUUUUUUCAAGUAGUUUCUAUUAGUAAUAUCAUUAUAACUGGCAUUAGCAGAAAUCAUGUUUUGUAGAUCAUUUUUUAUCAGACAUUUGCCAGGCAAUCUCUUUUCAGAAUACUUGAAAAAUCUUCGUUUACUACAUGUAAUGGUUGUGUAAGUGUAUUGUAAGUUAUUAUUAUAGUAGCUACACGCUCAAUGUAUUUGCAUUUAUUAGUCCUUUACGUAACUGAUCCGUCCUGUCAUAGCAACUGCAAUUGUGUUAUGAAUCUUUUUCCGUACUGUAUUAGUGUUACGUUUAAUAUUUAUAUGUCUAUUUCAAGCAACUUUAUGUACUGUAUUUAUUUGUUGUGUAUACUCAAUGUUGCACUUUAGGUUUUUGGUCAUAUGUGGUAAAAAGUGUUAGUUUAUAUGUGUAAUUGACAUGCCUGUUUUCUGUGAUGCUUUAGCUAUUUAUUUGCCCGUGAUAAUGUCAACUGAUAAAUCUUAUAAUAAAUGAAAAUGGCAAACCGGGUAAAUGUGUUAUUUGAUUCUGUUUAGUGAAAUAUCACAAACUGGCGCGGGUUGAGCUAGAAUUAGUGUACAUUGUGCAUAUGAGGGGAUCCUUCACUUAGUGAUGUUCUGUCACUUAAAAUAACAAGUUCAACAGUGUUACGUCUGUUCACAACCGUAAAGAAGACGACGGUAUUUCUGGGUGUUUAUUAUAUUUGUAUUUGUCUGCAUAAAAAUUCCCAGCAAUUAAAUAUUCUCGGAUAAAUAUGUUGCACUAGCUUUACGACAGCAUCACACUCUAAAUUGAUUUCAUUGCGAUCGUGAUGAAUUUCUUACCAGGUCAUCAACAUUUCAGUACUGUCACAGUUAGUACCCUUUUUACAAAAAUAUAUAAAUAUCGCUCGAAAAACGGGCUUUCAAUCCGAGGUCCGAAGGACAGAGUCUCAUAUACCAAUCAAUUCAGCUCGACGAACUGAGCAAAUGUCUGUGUGUGUAGACUGGUUCAACAAGGUCGAUUUUUUGGAACAAAGCUUUUUCGAUUGCUUUUGGCGACCAAAACAACUGUGCAAAAUUUGAGAGCGAUUGGUUGCAUCCCCCUAUUCCGCAUUGUAAUUGAAUUUUGUAUGGGAAUGGGUAAACGUACUUUUUUGCAUUUUUGAAAUUGAAAUUCUUUGGCUAAAACGAUCUAAGCAAUGACGUUGAACUAUAGCCUAGGACAGUGAUUCCCAAAGUAAGCAAAAUCGCUCCCUUGUGGACGAAAAUGAGUGAAGUUGAAAUUGGGGGACAAAAAUACUUAAAAGGGUGCGAUUUUUAAAUUACUGAAAUCCAUCGAUUGUAUGAAGGAAAAAGUCCAGGUUGUCUUUGAUCUCAGAAACCUUAGAAAAAAGUCCUGCGUUGAAACAAUCUUAGACAAGUUUUUCAUUAAGACUAAUGAAGAAAUUGCCGGAGGAAUCCCUUCAGAAUCU
Messenger RNA from Aedes albopictus (Asian tiger mosquito), 15766 nucleotides. RefSeq lists its product as uncharacterized. Gene Ontology annotation, molecular function: protein binding. The record is from RefSeq and is a predicted model, not a curated record. Gene Ontology annotation, biological process: innate immune response. The coding region runs from base 134 to 12190 and encodes 4018 amino acids. Gene Ontology annotation, cellular component: cytoplasm. The transcript is spliced from 2 exons. NCBI's taxonomy places the organism in Eukaryota, Metazoa, Arthropoda, Insecta, Diptera, Culicidae.